Malassezia sympodialis ATCC 42132 is the source of this 1188-nucleotide messenger RNA. RefSeq lists its product as uncharacterized. NCBI's taxonomy places the organism in Eukaryota, Fungi, Basidiomycota, Malasseziomycetes, Malasseziales, Malasseziaceae. The transcript has 2 exons. Gene Ontology annotation, biological process: regulation of transcription by RNA polymerase II; cell differentiation. The record is from RefSeq and is a predicted model, not a curated record. The coding region runs from base 1 to 1188 and encodes 395 amino acids. Gene Ontology annotation, molecular function: RNA polymerase II cis-regulatory region sequence-specific DNA binding; DNA-binding transcription factor activity, RNA polymerase II-specific.
AUGGCGGAUCGUGGUGAGCCGACGGUGCCUGCCGCUGCUCCCUUGCCAACGGGCGCGUCGGCUCCCACGCGCGAGAAAAAGCGCCGGCGCCGGACGCGCCCACACGAAGUUGACAUACUCAUGUCAGCGUAUGUGCAGAACGCUUUCCCCAACGAAAAGACACGCGAUCGGCUCGCAAGCUUGAACCGCCGCCAGGCCGAAAAGAAACGCUCGCUUCGCUACAAUGCACAUGCAUGCAUGCCUCCCGUGGCUAUGGGGACUCUGCGCGCUGAGCCACAUACCCUUCAGCGGUCGCAGUCCACGACCGUGGCUCCUCCUACGCUGUCUCUACCACCGCGCGAGCCCUUUCGACGUGUUGCCAGUACACCCUGUGUCUCCCUGGUGACCACAUCCGGUGGUCGCGCGGCUCUGGGCGAGGCAGCUAUGGACCCUGUUACGCACGCUGAGAAGUUGCCCUGUGCCCUGGCCAGCACUCGAGAGGGGCAUUGCAUCAUUGCUGGCGGACCUUGUCAUGAUGAGCGCGCUAUCUGGCAGCGCAUGGAAAGCUCCAGUGCACUGGGAAGCUGCACCAGCGACGUGGAUGACAUGCAGCCGGCCCCUGCUGGUGACGAGGACGAUGAGGAGUGCACGCUGCGUCGCCUCGCCCAGAAACGCCUCCUGCGCCUGCAAAGACGCCAGCGCGCUCUUAGUGCCAAUGAGGCUAAGCGUCCUGAAACGGAUGCCCGUUUGGUGAUGCAAGAGCGCGUGGGUCUUCGUCGCACAGAGAGUAUGAAGCGGAAGCCCUCGCUGAGCCUAGAACUAGCCACGGAUCGCGAUGUAUUUGCGGACAAAGAAAACAUGGUGCCCACCACGCUAAAGCAGGCAGAUAAUGUCGCUGCUCGUCCGCUACCUGAGGCUGCUCAUUACUAUACACAUCCGCCGGCUCGCAUGGCCACAACAAUGCAUCGCUCUCUGUCUGCCACGCAUACCAAGCCCUCGAGCAUCCACUGGGCACGCACUUCCAGCACGCGCAGCGAUGUGAGUACAAAAGAGGACGUGCAUGAUGACAGUGGCUUCUUUGACGAGACCGACCGCUCGCCGUCUCAUUCGCCACAGGGCAUACCUAGUUCGAUGGGCUCUUUCACCGAGCACGACCGCCACGCCGUCGAACUGUUGCUUGGCUUGGGCACUGCUCGUUGCCCGUCAUAG